UAGCCAAGCCUGGCUUGUAUAAACUAUAUAGUUUCUACAUUGAACAAAUCAUAAAUCAUUUUUUCACGCUUGUCAUUGACAAUUUUAAAACCUUUUUGCAUCUUUAUAAAUAAUCCCCUGAUGUGGGGUUGGUGAAUCAGACCUCUAAACAGAACAAAAUAUGAGUCUAGACUGUGAUCUUACCGUUCUGGAAGAGCUAACGUCAAAUGCGAGACAAAUACAGGACGAUGUAUUGAACAAGAUACUGAAAGCUAACGCAAACACAGAGUACCUCCAAAGGUUUCUCCAGGGGAGCUCCGACAAAGAUCUGUUAAAAAAAAAACCGCUUGUGGUUUUACGGUCUUUGGUGUGUGUUUGAGUGUAAUAUAUUUAAAUGUUUGAUUGGUGUAUGAUAUCUUCUCGUUGUUUUAAUAACAGUCUGGUGUGUUAUCUUAUAAAUAAAUAAAUAAAUAAAACCGUCCAGUUCUUAAUAUAUUCCGAUAACGGCAUGCACUCCUAGUUCUUCUUUCAAGCCUUUGAAGAACAGACUUGCAAGGAAAUGAUAUGUGAAGAAAGGCCUAAUUAGAGCAUUGGUCAAUCUUGGCAUGAAACCGAGAGUUUAUUCUCACGGAAUAGCUCAAUGAGUUUUUUCCAGAUUUUGAUCCUCAAAGCGGGAGCCUUCAUUGGGUUUAAACCACUUCUUAAACCCAGUAAAGAUAACUAGAUAAGACAAAAUUUUGUAUUAAAAACAAAAGAAUAUCUUGACACUGAAUAAGGGACGUUGGCAGAUAUCCAAAUCUGGUUUAUAUAUUAAACUAGCUUUCUUUGAAUCGAUCCACUCAUAGUCCAGCCUGGCUUGUAUAAACUUAUAUAGUAGUCUUUUACAUUAAACAAAUCAAAAAUCGUUUUCCACGCUUAAUAAUUUAAAAAACCUUUGCAUCUGUAUAAAGAACCCCCGAGGUUGGUGAAUCAGACCUCCAAACAGAACAAAAUAUGAGUCUAGGCUGUGAUCUCACUCUUCUGGAAGAGCUAACCUCAAAUGCGAAGCAAAUACAAGAAGAUGUAUUGAACAAGAUACUCAAAGCUAACGCAAACACAGAGUACCUCCAAAGGUUUCUCCAGGGAAGCUCUGAUAAAGAGCUGUUCAAGAAGAACGUACCGGUGGUGAGCUAUGAAGAUGUUAAGCAUUAUAUAUAUCGUGUCUCAAAUGGAGAACCCUCGGAUGUUAUUUCCGGGGAACCCAUCACUGCGUUUCUUCGUAGCUCUGGAACUUCAAGUGGGAAUCCAAAGAUAUUUCCUGCAAACAACAUCUUCUUUAAGAAUGUUCAGAUCAUCUAUACCCUAUGCUCGGUCGUUAUGUCCAAGCAUGUCGAAGGCUUUAAGGAAGGAAAGGUGAUAUGGUUCCAGCCAGCAUCCACAACUCCUUGUGGUUUGCCUAUUGCUCCUGUGCUAACAAGCUUCACAAAGAGCGAAUAUUAUAGGAGCCUGGCAAAAAAAAGUACAAGCCCCGACCAGAUCAUAAUGUGUCCGGAUACCAAACAGAGUAUGUACUGUCAACUUCUCUGUGGUCUUGUCCAGAGAGAUGACGUAGUAAGUGUGGGUGCUGUGUUCGCUUCUGUCUUGGUUGGAGUUAUCCAUUUUCUUGAAAAUUACUGGAAAGAGUUGGCUAGUAAUAUAAGAUCCGGUCAUCUCAGCGAGUGGAUCACCGACCUUGGUUGUAGAGACUAUGUCUCUAUCCUCCUUGGAGACCCAAAUCCUGAGCUGGCUGAUCUGAUCGAAAACGUGUGCGGACAAAAAUCUUGGCAAGGUAUAGUUUCACGACUUUGGCCCAAAGCCAAAUGCAUUGAUGCUAUUAUUACAGGAAGUAUGGCUCAAUACAUCCCAGCAUUGGAGUUCUACUCUAAUAAUGAACUUCCUCUAGUUUCCCUAAGGUAUGCUUCGUCUGAGGCAUAUUUUGGGUUGAAUUUGGAACCUCUGAGCAAACCACAACAUGUCUCCUACACAUUUCUACCCAACAUGUCGUACUUCGAGUUCAUAGAUGUCGAUGGCGAGAUUGUUGAUCUUGUGAAUGUGAAGUUGGGUCACUACUAUGAGCCCUUUGGUUUACACAGAUGUAGAGUGGGGGAUGUUUUACAGGUCACUGGUUUUUACAAUAUGGCACCUCAGUUCAGAUUUGUACGAAGAAAAAAUACGGUUCUAAGCGUCUAUGCAGAGCCAACGACUGAAGAAGAUCUUUUAAAGGCGUUGGCUCGUGCUACUGUCAUUCUUGAAUCUUCGGAUUUGAUGAUCACGGGUUUCACAUGCUAUGCCGAUAUAUCCACUGUACCGGGUCACUACGUUUUUUAUAUGGAACUCAAAGCAAAAGUCAACAAUACUAGCAUUGAUGAUUUAGUACUUGAUACCAAGGUAUUGGUUGAAUGUUGUUGUGUCAUGGAAGAAUCAUUGAAUGGUUCUUAUAGGAGUUUCAGGAGGAAAAAUGGAUGGAUAGGAGCUCUAGAGAUAAGAGUGGUGCAACAAGGAACGUUUGCUUCUCUCAUGGACUUUUUUGUCUGCCGAGGUUCUUCUAUAUCUCAGUACAAGACACCUAUGUGCUUAGAAUCUGCUGAGGCUUUAAAAGUUCUUGAAGACAAGGUUCUUGCUCGGUUCUUCAGCGACAAAUCCCCUCCUAUCUGAUCACCUACUUGAAGAAGAAUAAUGAAGGCAUGGUUUUACUAUGUUUGAGUGUGUUAUAUUUUUAAAUCUAUGAUUGGAUUAUUACAUUUUCUCGUCUUUUUUAAAGAAAAUAAUAAUUUGGUGUGUCAUCAUAAUAAAUAAAUAAAACCGUUCAUUUCUUAACAUAUUCUGAUUAUGGCAUGCAUUCUUUUCAAGCUUUUGAAGAAAAAACUUUCCAAAUGCAAUGAUCUGUGAUGAGAAAGCACUAAUUAAAGAGCAUUGAUCAAUGUGAAUGUCUUCGCAUAAAUAUCAGGAACUCUGUUCUGUACAGCUUUAAUCUAUUUGAUUACUCUCACCGAAUAAUAGCUCAACGAGUUUGUUCCAUAUUUUGAUCCUCAAACCGGAGGCUUCAUUUGGUUUAAACCAGUUCUUAAGUGUUUAAGAAGAGAGGAGGAAUAUAUUAUCUAUACUAUACUAAAAGGGGGAUAUAAGCCAUGGAGAGGGUGUCCACAUAAGAUAGAAAAAUCAACCAAUCAGAGAACCCGAAAUUGUCAUGUCAUCUCAUUUUUUUUCGUAAAAAAUAAAAAAACAAUGCGAAGGUGAGAAUCGAACCCGGGUUAGUAUGAUAUAUAUAUAGGACAGUUACCACUAAGCCAUUGAAACUUUCUUGGACACAUAU
Messenger RNA from Brassica rapa (field mustard), 3310 nucleotides. Its product is annotated as 4-substituted benzoates-glutamate ligase GH3.12-like. NCBI's taxonomy places the organism in Eukaryota, Viridiplantae, Streptophyta, Magnoliopsida, Brassicales, Brassicaceae. Gene Ontology annotation, molecular function: acid-amino acid ligase activity. Gene Ontology annotation, cellular component: cytoplasm. The record is from RefSeq and is a predicted model, not a curated record.